This is a messenger RNA of Zingiber officinale, 1435 nucleotides long. RefSeq names its product protein SEH1-like. Gene Ontology annotation, biological process: positive regulation of TORC1 signaling; cellular response to amino acid starvation. Lineage: Eukaryota; Viridiplantae; Streptophyta; Magnoliopsida; Zingiberales; Zingiberaceae. Bases 51 to 1034 code for a protein of 327 amino acids. The transcript is spliced from 9 exons. Gene Ontology annotation, molecular function: structural molecule activity; protein binding. Gene Ontology annotation, cellular component: nuclear pore outer ring; Seh1-associated complex. The record is from RefSeq and is a predicted model, not a curated record.
CACAGGGAACUCCAAAUCUUUUUUGCAUCGCAGGGGCGAGAGAGCGAGCGAUGGAGAGGGAGGUAGCGAGCUUGGAGAAGGGCGCCGUUUGCUGCGCUUGGAACUACUGCGGACAGAGGAUUGCCGUGGGCCACAUCGAUGGCUCUGUUUCCAUCCACGACUCCCAUGAUUAUCCCGCCGCCCCCUCCUCCUCUUCCAAAUGGAAGGCGCAUUCUAGCUCCGUUGUGAAGGUCGUCUGGACUCCUCCAGAGUGUGGAGAUGCCAUAGCUUGCAUCUGCGAAGAUGGAAAGUUUUCAUUAUGGGAGGAGAUCGAUGAAGAUACUCAAUGUCCAACAUGGAAGCUUUGUAAACUCUUCGAGAAUAGUGGUUCUCAUGUACUUGAACUUCAAUUUGGAGUAUUUGUGACCAAUCUGAAGAUGGUUGCUGCUUAUUCAUAUGGUCAUGUGAAAGUCUAUGAAUUAAUGGAUCCUUUGAAUUUGGACAAAUGGCAGCUUCAGGCAGAAUUCCAGAACGUGCUUGCUUCUGUUUCUAGAUUUGGAAAGGCUUCAUGCAAAUCUGCAUCUAUUGCUUGGAAUCCUCAUAGGAUUGAAAGCCAGCAGUCUAGUUUUGUCCUUGGUUUCAGUUCAGAUCAACCUCAGUUGAAUUCAUCCAAGAUUUGGGUGUUUGAAGAGGCUCAUCAGCGUUGGGUAUCAGUUGCUGAACUAGCUUUACCUGAAGACGACAGUGAUAGGGUACAUGCUGUAGCCUGGGCUCCCAACAUAGGAAGGCCAUUUGAAAUUAUAGCAGUUGCGACUAGCAAGGCUAUUGCCAUAUGGCAUGUAGUUCUGGACCCUGAGUCGGAUGGAAGACUUCCAACUGAAAAGGUUGCAUUACUUGAGGGGCAUGACGGCGAGGUGUGGCAACUGGAGUGGGACAUGAGCGGAAUGACAUUGGCGUCAACAGGCAGCGAUGGCAUUGUUAGGUUAUGGCAGUCUAACAUGAAUGGGGUCUGGCAUGAACAGACGGUUCUUGAUUGUAAUGUUGCACAGUCGUAAUCACAUAUACUGCUGUAUCACUUAACUUGCUUUGUUCCUUCAGAUAUGCUUCAUGGAGGUCGAAAGAGAAGACAUUGCCGUUGACAUGCAAAAGUGGUGUUUGCUGAUGUUUUUGACUUGAGGCGCCUGUUUGAUCAACAUUCUCUUCUCUCGGUAGUUUGCAAUUCCUUUUGUGAUACUCUCGUGAUGCACAUUUGGUGGAGAUCAACUGCAGCUAAUUCUUAUUCGGAACUGCAUUUGCGAUGACCAAUAACCUUUUAUGGUCCAUUUUCUUAACAAGAUGUUACUAAUUUCUUGCACUAAGGUUUUCCAUUAGCUAGAGAGUUUUGAAGAUGUGAUAGUAAUGAUAAUCAUCAUUUAUAAGAAUUUGUUUUUGAAAAAAAAAUAGUUUACAAUAUUAA